Molecule: messenger RNA, 1317 nt
Organism: Caenorhabditis remanei
Lineage: Eukaryota; Metazoa; Nematoda; Chromadorea; Rhabditida; Rhabditidae
Exons: 8
Coding region: 1-1317 (438 amino acids)
Biological process (GO): cell differentiation; protein phosphorylation; cell surface receptor protein tyrosine kinase signaling pathway
Cellular component (GO): extrinsic component of cytoplasmic side of plasma membrane
Molecular function (GO): signaling receptor binding; ATP binding; non-membrane spanning protein tyrosine kinase activity
Source: RefSeq, a predicted model, not a curated record
AUGCUGACAUCCAGUGACGGUGGAUCCACUUCUUUGACUAAAUCUGUAGAAGAUACAGGAACAAAAGAGAAAAGUAGUCAGUCUUCAGUAACACAUCGGAUUCUGAAGAUGAAACUCAAAAAAGUGAGUGGGUGUAGUGGUGCUCACUUGGACGAUGAACCAUUCUAUCACGGUUACAUGUCUCGAGAGGAAUCUGAGAAAUUAGUUCGGAAUCAAGGAGAAUUCCUUCUUCGUAAAACAGAAUUGACGAAACGUGGAGAAGUUGUAGUUCUGUCCGUCUUCUGGGACGAGGCAGCCCAUCAUCUAGUUGUCGAAAAAGCAAAUAAUGGACUGUUUUAUCUGAAAGAGUUCUGUUUUGAAAAUAUCAGUGACUUGGUUCGAUAUCAUCAUCAGACACGUGUCUCUGUCUAUAAAUCUGGAAUUAAAUUGUUCAGUUGGGUGGUCAGAGAGGAAUGGCAAUUGUAUCAUGAACAGAUUAAUUUGGGGAAGAAAUUGGGAAAUGGAGAGUUUGGAGAGGUGUUCCAGGGCAUGUUUUCAGUUGGAAUAUUCACGAAUGACGUGGAAGUGGCAGUGAAAACAAUGAAAGGAAGCAAAGUGACUGCUGAUGAAAGAAUCACAUUUCUGCGUGAAGCGAAUCUGAUGUUGAAGCUGAACCAUAAAUAUGUCGUCCGUUUGUAUGGAGUUGCAACUCAACAAGAACCAAUUAUGAUUGUAAUGGAAUUGUGUUCUGGUGGAAGUUUGAAAGGUCGAAUCGAGAAGAAAGAAGAAGAAAUGAGUGGAGCAUUGAAAAGAAAAUACUGCAAACAAAUUGCAAAAGGAAUGCGAUAUCUGGAAAAGAAGCAGGUCAUUCAUCGCGAUUUGGCAGCUCGAAAUGUUCUUCUUGACAAAUCAGACAACUGCAAAAUCAGUGAUUUCGGUCUUUCUCUUUUCGGAAAACUGCAUAAAGAGCAAAAGUUGAUGAAAGUUCCGAUAAGAUGGCUGGCUCCGGAGACACUUCUCAAAGGGAUUUACUCAUCGAAAUCAGAUGUUUGGAGCUAUGGAGUUGUUAUAUUUGAAGUGUUCAGUAGAGAGCUGCCGUACUCCGAAGUGAAGAUUCUGAAAGAGCUCCGUCGUAAAGUUGCAACAGAGAACCUUCGUCUGAAACCUCCGAAUGAAAUGCCAGAUGAAGAUAGAAAAGUAAUGGAGAUGUGUUUUGAGCCUGUUGAGAAUAGAGCAUCUUUUGUGGAAAUCUGCAAAAAAUACAAAGACCUCACUAGUCCAUUGCCAUCUUGGAAUGGAUUAGCGAAUCGAUUGGUAGGAAUUGGAUCAGCUGUCUGA